UCAGUUACAGACGUAUUAAACUGAUAAGAACAGACAUGGAGAAGAACAGUUCUUGGCCAAGUUGCGGGAUAUGUGCCUUGAUGAUCGUGCUUCUCGCUGUGUUUUCGGUCUCCUCCGGGAUGGCCCAGGUUAGCCAGUCGUGCCUGAACAACCUUGGCCCAUGUCUGAACAACCUCAACUGGACGAAUCAGCCUGACAUCUGCUGCGAACCCCUCAAGGAGCUGAUAAAUAUGGGCUCCGAGUGCCUGUGCAGCCUGAUAAGCAAUCAGGGCGCGAUGCAAGAGCAGUUCAUGGGCAUCAACGUGACCCAGUUGGCUCAGGAACUUACAGGAAGGUGUGGGCAAAGCGUUAACCCGCUCGCUUGCCUAACAAGAAGUUCUACUAGUUCGGGAAACUCGAAUCAGCAGGAAUCAUCUGGAGUCGACCUUCGAUACCCACCUCUGAUCAAAGUGAUGAUGGCUUUUGCUCUCUCGACGACUAUUUGGAUAUUGUGGCAAUAGAAACUAGAUCCGACCCUUUGCUUUUACUGAAAUAAACGGACAUUACCAUUG
Messenger RNA from Punica granatum (pomegranate), 551 nucleotides. The record is from RefSeq and is a predicted model, not a curated record. NCBI's taxonomy places the organism in Eukaryota, Viridiplantae, Streptophyta, Magnoliopsida, Myrtales, Lythraceae.